AUGGAUGGGAGUGAACUGCAGGGGGGUCCCGUCCAUUUGCGCUCCCGCAAGGUGUUGUUGGGGGUGGGAGACCACUGGGAACAGAUCCACUUUACGGUGGUACCUAAGGUUUCUUACCCAGUAGUUCUGGGUAGCAACUGGUUGGCGGGACACAACCCUAGCAUCAACUGGGAAAUGAGACGGGUGGUGUUUGGAGCUCCCCAAUGUGAAAGACACUGCAGGGAGAGCUUGCCCGGAGGGGAAGGGGGGGACGCUGCGACAGUUGAGGUGACAACGCUGCCCCCCGAGUAUAGAGACUUUGCGGACGUAUUCGAGGGGAAGGACUGUGAUUUGCUGCCCCCUCACUGCACAACGGACUGUGCUAUCAAACUGACAAAGGACAUUAAGCCAUCCAAAGCCCGGGUCUAUCCCAUGAGUCCCCAGGAGAAAGUUGUCAUGCAGGAGUUCCUCAACAAGAACUUAGCCCAGGGAUUCAUAUGGGACCCGGAUGAACACCGGGAGUUGGUGAGGGAAGUCUUGUGCCGCUUGCAAGAGCACCAUUUGUAUGCUAAACUUUUGAAGUGUGCUUUCAACCAGAACCAACUGUCUUUUCUCGGGUAUGUCAUGUCCCCCGAAGGUUUGAUCAUGGACCCCGAGAAGGACCUGCCCAGGCCGCGGCUGGCAGCCUUCGGCCUGGUGCCGAGCCCCGCAAGCGCUUCGGCGCGCCGGCCCCUGGCCCGUCGGGGUCGCCCCCGGCCGCCCUUCCCUUGGGCAGCGCCGCACAGGCCGCCUGCUGCGGAGCGCGCAGCCUGGGCGGUUCGUCCCGUCGCCUUGGGAGGGCUCGCGACCGGGCCGCCCACGGAGGCCGGACCCUCGCGGCAGGCCGGCUCCAGCCAGGGCGGGACCCGGCCUGCGGCGGCUUUGGGCAGCAGCGGCCAGGCGAGAGGGAGCUGGAGGCCGGCCCCGCGCCUGGGCGCGCGGCGUCGGAGGGAGGGAGGCAGCAGGGGGCGCUGCCCCUCCACCUCUGGCCAGGCGUCCGAGGGGGCGGGGGAGGCGGGCCGGGCCGGGCCGGGCCGGGCGGCCGAGGGGGCGGCCUCUCCUGGGCAGCGCGGCGCGGCGCAGCGCAGCGCAGCCGCCCUGCAGAAGCGCUCCCCUGCUUGCCGAGCGCGCCCGCCCACCCGCCCGGGAGCCGGAGAGCUGCGCAGAGGCCCCGCCGCGAUCCGCCCCCCCGUCCGAGGCGGCGCCGCCAUGGGGCGGCCCCCGCUGCUGGCCGUGGCGCUGGCCGGCCUGGCCGUGGCGGCGGCGUGGGGCGCGCGGGCGGGCGGCGAGGGGGCCAACGGCAGCGGCGGCACGGAGGUGCGGCUGGCGGCGGUGCUGCCGCAGCACAACGUGGGCUACGCGUGGGCCUGGCCGCGCGUGGCGCCGGCGCUGGGGCUGGCGCUGGAGGCGCUGGAGCCGGCGCUGCGGGCGGGCGGCCUGUCGGUGCGCACCCUCUUCGCCACGUCCGAGCUGGACGGCGCGUGCUCCGAGUACGUGGCGCCGCUGCAGGCCGUGGACCUGAAGCUCUACCACGACCCCGACGUGCUGCUGGGCCCGGGCUGCGUGUACCCGGCCGCCGCCGUGGGCCGCUUCGCCGCGCACUGGCGCCUGCCGCUGCUCACGGCGGGCGCCGUGGCGUCGGGCUUCGGCCGCAAGCACGAGGGCUUCCGCACGCUCGUGCGCCUCGGGCCCUCCGCCGCCCAGCUGGGCGCCCUGGCCGCGCGCCUCCACGCCGCCUUCAACUGGAGCGCGCGCGCCGCCCUGCUCUACGCCGACCGCAAGACCGACGACCGGCCCUUCUACUUCACCAUCGAGGGCGUCUACGAGGAGCUGCACGAGGCCGCCAACCUCACCGUCCGCUACCACAUCUACGCGCCCCCCCGACACGCCCCGGCCGGCGCCCCGGGCGGCGGCCAGGAAGAAGGCGGCGGGCCCGACACCGCCGUCCAGUUCAUCAAGGCCAACGGGCGAGUUGUCUACAUCUGUGGGCCGCUAGAGAUGUUGCACCAGAUCCUGCGCCUGGCCCAGUGUGAGAGCAUGACCAACGGGGACUACGUCUUCUUCUACGUGGACGUUUUUGGGGAGAGCCUGCAGGCCGAGGGGCAUCGCGAGGCAGCCAAGCCCUGGCAGAACAAGGAGAGCCGAGACCCAAGCGGCCUCCAAGAAGCCUUCCAGACGGUGCUGGUGAUCACGUACCAUGAGCCCCAAACGCCCGAAUACCGGCAUUUCCAGAACCAGCUGAUCCUGCGUGCCCGGGCAGAGUUUGGCGUGGAGCUCAAUGACUCGCUGAAGAACCUGGUGGCUGGCUGCUUCCACGACGGGCUGCUCCUGUAUGUUGCUGCGCUGAACGAGACGCUGCUUGAAGGCGGGACCAAGCGUGACACCAACCGCAUCCUCCAGAAGAUGAAGGGCAGGAAAUUCCAGGGCGUGACAGGGACGGUCAGUAUGGACAGCAACAAUGAUCGAGAGACGGACUUCGACGUGUGGGCCAUGGCGAACGUGGAGACCGGAGAAUACCAGGUGGUGGGUCAUUACGUGGGGUCCGAGAAGCAAAUCAACUGGCUGGGGCCCAUCCACUGGAAGAAGGGGGCGCCCCCUCUCGACAACCCACCCUGCGUCUUUGAGGUGGAUGACCCCUCCUGUGACAAAACUCCGUUCUCCACCUUGGCCAUUGUGGCACUGGGAGCCGGGCUCACCUUUAUCAUGUUUGGAGUCUCCAGCUUCCUGAUCUUCAGGAAGCUGAGGCUGGAGAAGGAGCUGGCGAGCAUGCUCUGGAGGAUCCGCUGGGAGGAGCUGCAGUUUGGGAGCUCCGAGCGCUACCACAAGGGGGCAGGCAGCCGACUCACCCUCUCUCUGCGUGGUUCCAGUUAUGGUUCUCUGAUGACAGCACAUGGCAAAUACCAGAUCUUUGCCAACACGGGCCUCUUCAAGGGGAACGUGGUGGCCAUCAAACACGUCAACAAGAAGCGGAUUGACCUGACGAGGCAGGUGCUCUUCGAGCUCAAACACAUACGAGACGUCCAGUUCAACCACCUGACGCGGUUCAUCGGGGCCUGCAUUGACCCCCCCAACAUCUGCAUUGUGACGGAAUACUGCCCCCGAGGCAGCCUGCAGGACAUUCUGGAGAACGAGAGCAUCAACCUGGACUGGAUGUUCCGCUACUCGCUCAUCAACGACCUUGUCAAGGGCAUGGCCUUUCUGCACAGCAGCACCAUCGGGUACCACGGCAGCCUCAAGUCCUCCAACUGCGUGGUGGACAGCCGCUUUGUGCUCAAGAUCACUGAUUACGGGCUGGCCAGCUUCCGGCAGAGCAGCGAGGGGGAGGGCAGCCAUUCCCUUUAUGCCAAGAAACUGUGGACGGCCCCUGAGCUCCUCCAGAGUAGGCACCUGCCUCCUCCCGCCAUGCAGAAAGCGGACGUGUACAGUUUUGGGAUCAUCCUCCAAGAGAUUGCCCUGCGCAACGGGGCCUUCUACGUAGAGGGCAUGGACCUCAGCCCCAAAGAGAUUGUGCAGAAGGUGCGCAACAGCCAGAGGCCGCACUUCCGCCCCACCGUCGACACGCGGCAGCACAGCGAGGAGCUGGCGGUGCUGAUGGAGCGCUGCUGGGCCCAAGAGCCGGCCGAGCGCCCUGACUUCGCCCAGAUCAAGAUCUUCAUCCGGCGGUUCAACAAGGAGGGCAGCACCAGCAUCCUGGACAACCUGCUCUCCCGCAUGGAGCAGUACGCCAACAACCUGGAGAAGCUGGUGGAGGAGCGUACCCAGGCCUACCUGGAGGAGAAGCGCAAGGCGGAGAACUUGCUCUACCAGAUCCUGCCCCACUCUGUGGCUGAGCAGCUGAAGCGCGGUGAGACGGUGCAGGCGGAGGCCUUUGACUGCGUCACCAUCUACUUCAGCGACAUCGUGGGCUUCACGUCCCUGUCGGCGGAGAGCACCCCCAUGCAGGUGGUGACCCUGCUCAAUGACCUUUACACCUGCUUCGACGCCAUCAUCGACAACUUUGACGUCUACAAGGUGGAGACCAUUGGCGAUGCCUACAUGGUGGUGUCGGGGCUGCCAGUCCGGAACGGCAAGCUGCAUGCCCACGAGAUUGUGCGCAUGGCCCUCGCCCUGCUGGAGGCCGUGAAGACGUUCCGCAUCCGGCACAGGCCGAACGAGCAACUGCACCUGCGGAUCGGCAUCCACUCUGGGCCGGUGUGUGCUGGCGUGGUGGGCCUCAAGAUGCCGCGGUAUUGCCUCUUCGGGGACACGGUCAACACCGCCUCCCGCAUGGAGUCCAGUGGCGAGGCCCUGAAGAUCCAUGUCUCGUCCUCCACUAAGGAGAUCCUGGACGAGUUUGGCUGCUUCGAGCUGGAGCUGAGGGGAGACGUGGAGAUGAAGGGCAAGGGGAAAAUGCGAACCUUCUGGUUGCUGGGUGAGAAGGACAACGGUGUCAUCUGA
This is a messenger RNA of Euleptes europaea (tarantolino), 4455 nucleotides long. It is a transcript of the gene NPR2, whose product is annotated as natriuretic peptide receptor 2. The transcript is spliced from 24 exons. Gene Ontology annotation, cellular component: membrane. Bases 1 to 4455 code for a protein of 1484 amino acids. Gene Ontology annotation, molecular function: guanylate cyclase activity; peptide hormone binding; ATP binding. NCBI's taxonomy places the organism in Eukaryota, Metazoa, Chordata, Lepidosauria, Squamata, Sphaerodactylidae. Gene Ontology annotation, biological process: intracellular signal transduction; protein phosphorylation; cGMP biosynthetic process. The record is from RefSeq and is a predicted model, not a curated record.